CUGAUUCUCCGAAAGAUGGACGCUUCUUAUUCUUCUUCUCGGCCAAAAAAGUUGAAUUACACCUCUUACACCUCGCUGAAAUCCGUUCUCAAGUUUUUGAGUGUGAAGAAAAGAGAACAAAUUCACAUUCAUAUUCCCGAGCUCAGGUCUGUCAAUGCUCUGCUACCAUAUGCCCACGAAGAGGUUAUCCUUGAUAAAUUUGAAAUCAUGAUCCAGAACAGAUCAUAUCUUUUCAAAAAGCUUGCUGAAAAAGCCCCGAAGCCUGAAGGUGUGGCUCGCCGGCGACCAGAAUAUGAAUAUGCAGAAUAUAAUCGCCUUUUGGUGAUGGACCUUGGUCCCCCAUCCCUGUUUGACAUGAAUGACUUGCAUCAUUUAUGGAGACCUAUGGGCAAUCAGGGUCCCGAUCGACUUUCUUUUGGGGACCUGGAUAGUCUUGAGAAGAGACGGCUUCGGUUUCGAAGGGAAAACCGGCUUCAAGAUUCUUCGGAACACGGUAGAACUGGAAAUUGUGAAAUCACAAUUUCCGAGGAAGAUGGAACGGCAAUUACAGUAACCAAGGAAAUUCCAGUUGACAUUGCUUAUGAAAAAAUUUUCGAUGCUUUUUUCAGUAACGGAUCGAGAAUCAAACUACUAAAAGUUCAAUCAUUUCCUGACUUUUUGAUGAGAAAAGAUUUGCUUACACUAAAAGUAAGAGAAAUUGACUGCAGUUCAACAGCAUCUAUCGAUAUUUUGGAACUUGCUCCGUUCUUGGAUCACAGCUCGCUUAAGAAGCUAACCUUGAACGUCACUAAUACGAAUGUUGAUCUAUUGAUGUUGCCUCUGGUGCAGAAUUGUCCAGUACUUCGGAUUGUGGAGGCAGGCACCUUCCUGAGCCGUAUGCUGAAAACUACUCUGCUCUCAGCUCUACAAAAUCAGAAAUUGGAAAUCUUUCCUGAUAUUGUGAUAAUUGAAAGCUUUCCCCAGCUGGUUCAGAGCUGGGCCACAUCUUCCCGCCCUAUAGGGUCCUUAGUCCAAGUAGGCAUUCGAGAAGACUACAAAGAGGUUUUGGACAUUUUAGACUUUUUGAAGGAAAGCCACGGAGCUCAUCCAGCAAUAAUUAAGAAGCUUGAAAAUACAGAUUUUUCCAACGGAUUGAGCAUGCUAAUUGAUGGGGAUUUGGAGCUGGCAAUCUAUGGCGGAGGGAAAAUUAGUGAAGAAGGACUCACCCGUCCUCAGCCCUGCAAAUGGAGUCUGUGCAUGGAAGUUAUGAAGAGGGGGGACACGAUUCCUCGUUAAAUUUUUAAUUCAAUUAUAUGCAACUUCCUAAACAACAGAAUUUAUUUGAAAAUUUACUUUUAAAUUGUUCAAGUAAUAAAGUUUCCAAAUACCU
Messenger RNA from Caenorhabditis elegans, 1369 nucleotides. It is a transcript of the gene fbxc-53, whose product is annotated as F-box C protein. The transcript has 4 exons. NCBI's taxonomy places the organism in Eukaryota, Metazoa, Nematoda, Chromadorea, Rhabditida, Rhabditidae. Bases 16 to 1275 code for a protein of 419 amino acids. The record is from RefSeq and is marked reviewed.